Molecule: messenger RNA, 1037 nt
Organism: Harpegnathos saltator (Jerdon's jumping ant)
Lineage: Eukaryota; Metazoa; Arthropoda; Insecta; Hymenoptera; Formicidae
Gene: mRpS2
Product: mitochondrial ribosomal protein S2
Exons: 3
Coding region: 143-922 (259 amino acids)
Biological process (GO): translation
Cellular component (GO): ribosome; mitochondrial small ribosomal subunit
Molecular function (GO): structural constituent of ribosome
Source: RefSeq, a predicted model, not a curated record
CUUGCAGUCAUUGUAGAUGGGCCUUAAAAGGGAUAAAUGGUGUGCUUUAAUCUAACCUAUUUUAAGCGCUGCUAACUUUAUUUGUCUCUCUUCGAUCUUCCUGAAAAUAUUGUCGAAAUAAAACGCAGCAGAGCAGAGCAGAAUGUCAAUAUUUGGGAGACGAAUUCUUUCGUCGAAUCUUUUGAAGGAGUGUCUACGAUCUUCACGUAAUACUUAUCCUCGACAAUGUCAGCUAACUACUCAGUCACAGCCAAACGUGAAAGAAGUUGAAAGCUUAGAGAUCACAUUGAACCCUUUGACACACCCGGAUUUCUUCCAAAUGCAUACUUUGUUCACUGUAAAGGAUCUAUAUAAUGCUAGGGUUCAUUAUGGUCACAAGGAGACCUUGUUGCAUAAAAACAUGGAGACGUUUAUAUUUGGAUCCAGAAUGGGUCAUCUGAUCAUCGACUUGGAUCAGACAGCUGAACUGCUGCGGCAAGCAUUGAACUUUAUCGCUCAUAUCGCAUUCAGAGACGGUAUAAUCUUAUUCAUUUCGAGAAAUCCUCAGACAACUUAUCUGGUAGACAAAACAGCCAAAGAGUGCAAAGAAUUCUCGCACACGAGAUAUUGGAGAAAAGGCAUAUUCCCAAAUUCUACAAAUCAGUUUAAAACCAUAACAAGAUUGCCCGACCUGUGUAUCUUUCUCAAUACGCUCGACACUGCCAUGAGCGAACAUACAGGGGUGGCACAUGCAGCAAAGAUGUGUAUACCCAGUGUGGGUAUCGUUGAUACUAAUUGCAAUCCAAAUUUGAUAACGUACCCUAUUCCUGGAAAUGAUGAUUCAUUGUGCGCCAUAGAGCUCUAUUGCUCACUGUUCAAAGAAGCUAUUCUCAGAGGUAAGAAGGCAAGAGAACAGCUCAUGAAACUCGCAAACUCCAGAUAGAUUUAAAGUAAUUAAUUUAACUGAAUGAAUAUCGUGUACAAAGCAACUAAUUGAAAUACACCAUCUUUCUCUAAUUCAAGAAUAAAAUUAAGUAAGACAUUAAUAAGUAUCAAUA